AGGGGAAACAGAAAGGGCACUUCACCCAGUAAGAGCGUCAACAAACUGAAAUGUGUGUAAGAGGCCAAGAGGGCCAGAGGCUGGCGUGACUUCACUUUCACGAGGGCGAAUGGACAGAGAGGCAUGGGGCAGCACCGAGCCUGAAAGCCAGGGCUGGGCCAUCAGCAUAGCCAGCUGCGGAACGCCGAGCACAUGUACACAUCUGAUACGAGGUGAGCCAGCGGCUCCCGCAUCCGUCUCAUUACUCACCGAGGAGUGGGAAACAUCUAAGAUGGUGAGACUCCAGUUAGCCUGGAAUAAAUGAUUAACAGUUGCUAUUUGAAAAUGUGGUUAAGUGCAGCUUUGGCCAGCGGGCAUCCUCAUUUUGAGUUUGCCCAAUGGUUAAGAAGUGAAGAAGUGAAAGUGAAGUUGCUCAGUCGUGUCUGAGAGUUUGCGACCGCAUGGACUGUAGUCUCCCAGGCUCCUCUGUCCGUGGGAUAUUCCAGGCAAGAAUACUGGAAUGGGUUAAGGCACAAGGGCAUAUUUAAAUUCUCUAAGCUUCUCUCUGGUCACUUCUUUGAAUACACAGUAAAACAAGAGAGAAAAAAAAAUCAGUGUAUUGAAAAAGCAAGCACCUCUACCAGAGUACAUGUUUGAUAUGCAAAGAUUUUAAGUACUUUCACAGGCAUUCUGCACAAGGAAACGAUGUUACAUCACACUGGGAAUCAGUAAAAGUAAAUAUUAAAGUUAAGUGAACAGUACCUGCAAAAACUCAUUUAGAAGAGGAUGGCCAUUUUGGAAGACAAAAAACAUUCUUAUUAAGAAUUGCAACAAACAAGGUGUUUCAGGAUGACUUUAUUACAUCAAAUGGUACAUUUCGCUUUAUUUGCCUCUGUUGCUGGUGAGUGUGUGACCACGCUGUUCCAAGAUGCCUACUUUAAAGGAGGAGACAUCACUGUGGCUUUCACGCCAAAUGCCAAGCACUGCCAAAUCAUCUGCACCCACCAUCCAAGGUGCUUGCUCUUCACUUUUAUGACUGAAUCAUCAUCAGAAGAUCCUACCAAGUGGUAUACGUGCAUCCUGAAAGACAGUGUUACAGAAACACUGCCAAUGGUGAAUAUGACAGGAGCAAUUUCUGGAUACUCUUCCAAGCAAUGCUUGCACCAAAUAAGUGCUUGCAGCAAAGACGUGUAUGUGGACCUAAACAUGAAGGGGAUGAACUAUAACAGCUCCCUUGCCCAGAGUGCUCAGGAAUGCCAACAGAGGUGUACAGAUGACACACACUGCCAUUUUUUUACAUUCGCCACAAGGCACUUUCCAAGCCUAAAGGAUCGUAACACUUGUCUGUUGAAGAACACCCAAACAGGGACACCAACCAGCAUAACGAAGCUCCACGAAGUGGUAUCUGGAUUUUCUUUGAAGUCCUGUGGCCUUUCUAACCUGGCUUGUAUCAGGGACGUUUUCCCCAGAACGGCGUUUGUGGACAUCACCAUCGACACUGUCGUGGCCCCAGAUCCCUUUGUCUGUCGCAGCGUCUGUACUCACCAUCCCAGUUGUCUGUUUUUUACCUUCUUGUCUGAAGAAUGGCCAACAGCAUCUGAAAGAAAUCUGUGUCUCCUUAAAACAUCUUCAAGUGGAUUGCCAAGCGCACGCUUUAGAAAGAACAGAGCUUUUUCUGGUUUUAGUCUACAACACUGCCAGCACAGUGUCCCAGUGUUCUGCCAUUCUUCAUUCUAUCGCAACACUGAUUUCUUGGGAGAAGAACUGGACAUCAUAGACGCGGACAGCCAUGAAGCCUGCCAGAAAACAUGUACCAACAGCAUCCGCUGCCAGUUCUUUACCUAUUCUCCAUCUCAAGAAUCAUGCAACGGAGGGAAGGGUAAAUGCUACUUAAAACUUUCUGCAAAUGGAUCUCCAACUAAAAUACUUCAUGGGACAGGGAGCAUCUCUGGAUACACGUUAAGGUUAUGUAAAAUGGAUAAUGUGUGUACAACCAAAAUCAAGACCAGAAUUGUAGGAGGAACCCGGUCUGUUCACGGAGAGUGGCCGUGGCAGAUAACUCUGCACGUGACAUCACCCACCCAGAGACACCUGUGUGGAGGCGCCAUCAUCGGAAACCAGUGGAUAUUAACAGCUGCUCACUGUUUCAACGAGGUCGAGUCACCUAAAGUGUUGCGUGUCUAUAGCAGCAUUUUGAAUCAAUCAGAAAUAAAAGAGGAUACAUCUUUCUUUGGGGUUCAAGAAAUAAUAAUUCAUGAUCAAUAUGAAAAGGCAGAAAGUGGAUAUGACAUUGCCUUGUUGAAACUAGAAACGGCAAUGAAUUACACAGAUUCUCAAUGGCCCAUAUGCCUACCUUCCAAAGGAGAUAGAAAUGUGAUGUAUACUGAAUGCUGGGUGACCGGAUGGGGAUACAGAAAAUUAAGAGACAAAAUACAGAAUACUCUCCAGAAAGCCAAGGUACCCUUGAUGACAAAUGAAGAAUGCCAGGCAGGUUACAGAGAGCACAGAAUAACCAGUAAGAUGGUCUGUGCAGGCUACAGAGAAGGCGGGAAGGACGCCUGUAAGGGGGAUUCGGGGGGGCCCCUGUCCUGUAAACACAACGAGGUGUGGCACCUGGUAGGCAUCACGAGUUGGGGUGAAGGCUGCGGCCAAAGGGAGCGGCCAGGUGUUUACACCAACGUGGUCGAGUACGUGGACUGGAUCCUGGAGAAAACGCAAGGCCCUUGAAAGGGUCCUCAGAGACCACUGGACUUCCUGAAGGGUAAAUCAGAUCAUUCCCUGAAAAAGGUUUGGAUUUCACUGAAGAAGACACUGCACCUUCAUUUUCCUCCACAGGCUACAAUUCUGAGCCUGUAACAGACUGGAGGGGUUGGGUAUUGUCAUGCUCCCUAAGCUCCCAGGGUUCCGUGAUGAUCCGAGUCUGACUUCAGUAUCCAGGCUCUGUUUUGUUGGCUAUACCUCUCCUAAACCAAGGAUAUACAAUCAAGAUUAAGAUAUUUAAAGAUGAAAGCAUAGCCAGAUAGACCAGAAAAGAAUCAAGUGGCGGCACCAAAGGAUCAGGUAGAACUGCUCAAAGAAACCACUGUAAAAAGGUGUGGUGAAUGAAACAUGGGAAGCGGAGAAAAUAGGAACGGGGACAGUCAGCAUCGAAUCGCAAGAUUCUGUGCUCUGCGUACAGGGAACUCUUUUGGGAAGAAAGAACUUAACUGAAUUUGAUGGCAGGUUUCAGAAUAAUUAAGAAUUCUUAUUGUUAAUUUUUAAAUGGGUUUGGGUAGAGACAAGCUAUGAAUAAGUGAGUGUGAAUGUGGACUCCACAAUUUCUGUAAAGGAAAGGAUUAAAAGCAGUUAUCCACCUGGAAGUGGGUCCUCUGUACAUGGAUUUCAUAUGCAUUUGGCAUAGUUUUGGGUACAGGAGGGCUGGUGAAGAUGAAGGGGGUAAGCUAAAGACUAAGACAACCUGCCUCUGUGAGUGUGGGUUCACAAAUCUACAUUUAUAGACGAUAAAUGUAUUGAACAGAAAUCAAUGUAACAUACACCAAUCGUACAGGUGAAAAUUAUUUGGGAACACAUGGAUGGGUACAGCAGUGUCUUCAGCAUUUUCAAGGCACCACCUGUAUUCUCAGUACUGGGAUGUUCCCUGUGAUGCAAAUAUUUACAUGGGUAUUGUUUUAGAUAUGGUCUAAUAAUAUAAAUUUUGCACUAUCUCCACCCGUUUUCAAUCCAUACCAACAACUUGUGUCAAGAUUCUAUCUAAUAUGCACAGUACUGAUUGAACAGACUGAACUGGGGGGAAUGCGGUGGUGAGCCAGUCAAUAUAUCUCUACCUUCUUGAAGCUUCCAGUCUGGUUAGCAAGAGCCACAAAAGGAAAGUAAUUACACGUGUAUAAAAUACAGAGUUUUAAAUGGAAAUGAGGAGGCAGCAUAGGGUUCUACGAGAAGGGAAGGGAAAAGACAAUUUGGAGCAGGUUCAAAGAUUGGGAUAAAAAGGAAUUUUCCGAGGAAGACACAGUAAAAGCAAAAGCAAAAAAAAAAAAAAAAAAAAAAAAAAAGAAA
Messenger RNA from Bubalus bubalis (water buffalo), 4032 nucleotides. It is a transcript of the gene F11, whose product is annotated as coagulation factor XI. The record is from RefSeq and is a predicted model, not a curated record. Bases 829 to 2706 code for a protein of 625 amino acids. The transcript has 16 exons. Gene Ontology annotation, cellular component: extracellular region. Gene Ontology annotation, molecular function: serine-type endopeptidase activity; protein binding. NCBI's taxonomy places the organism in Eukaryota, Metazoa, Chordata, Mammalia, Artiodactyla, Bovidae. Gene Ontology annotation, biological process: proteolysis.